Messenger RNA from Guyanagaster necrorhizus, 2766 nucleotides. RefSeq lists its product as uncharacterized. The record is from RefSeq and is a predicted model, not a curated record. Gene Ontology annotation, biological process: regulation of transcription by RNA polymerase II. Gene Ontology annotation, cellular component: Rpd3S complex. Bases 126 to 2513 code for a protein of 795 amino acids. The transcript is spliced from 13 exons. Lineage: Eukaryota; Fungi; Basidiomycota; Agaricomycetes; Agaricales; Physalacriaceae.
CUUGACUAUUGACACUCUGGUACUCCACUCGCCCUGCGGUCGUCCGACAAAAAAAAUUGGCUGUUCUGUUUUCUCUGUGCGGCCGUGGCCUGUAAAGGCCCUUACUUGUAUCUUUGGUACACAAGAUGGCAUCGACGGCGAGCGUAUCAGCAUACGUGCUGCCCCCAGGAGUCCCCGUCUGUCAGCCUCCUCACCUCGAGGGAGAUGCUUCUCUUGCGACCGAAAUUCUGCCAGGACCUCCUCCUCUAGGCCAUACUCAGCAACAGCCAACGACCAAGAAGCCAUCUACAAUGUACUCGUCCCUCUGGCCCAAUGAUCCUGGCACCACCUACUCUGGCAUCGUCCAUGGCACCUUGAUAGGCCAGGAAUCGAUGGACAUCCUGAAGACUCGUGUCAGGGUGGAUAAAAGCGCCGUCACUGGCCGUGCCCAGCGUGCCUCUGCUCGCAACAACAACAAUAGCGCUCCAACCGCCGACCCUCCUGACCCUCUUCACGCACAGUCGCCCCCCCAUUCGCCGCCAUCGGCCCCGGCAGCGGAUUGGCCCAUGUCCGGAAUCGACGACGACGUGCCCGUAUUGUCCCGUUCUACUUCAUCCCAAAACUUGCAGGAGCUUCCUCCGACGAGCACCAACGGAAGGAUGAAGAGAAAGGAUAAAGGCAAAGGCAAGGAGAUAGAGACGUCUGCUGUCAGAGUCAAAGAGGAGCCCCCGAUGAUAUCUUUGCUCUCGCCCGAACCUGGGCAUCUGAUGACCAACCAAGACCACUGCUCCGCCUGUCGCCAGCUGGGCAAACUCGUGUACUGCGACGGCUGUCCCAGGGCCUUUCACCUCUGGUGUCUUGAUCCGCCGAUAGAAAGCGUCGAUGAGGGUGAUAGUAGAUGGUUUUGUCCGGCAUGUAACAUCCGCAGGGAUCCUCCCAAAAAACCACCCGCUUCCCUUAUAUCUCCCCUGAUUCAUCUGGUCGAUACCUCUAUACCCUCAGAAUUCCAACUUCCUGUCGACGUUCGAACGUUCUUUAAGGACGUUGCAACUGGUGACCGGGGGGCUUACGUUGAUAGCUCAGAGUUAAAACCACCACGGCUCAAUCGGCAUGGCCAAUUAGAAGAUCGCGAUUCUUAUCGAUUAAAGGACAGGAACGGAGCUCCUGUUCUCUGCCAUCGUUGUGGCACCUCUGCUCUUCCUGACAACGUAGCGGCUGCCGCACCGACCGCAAAACGUGCCCGAAGAUCUACAUCAAAAGGUGCACAUUACGAGAUGUGGAAACACAUUGUAUCCUGCGAUUAUUGUGAUUUACAUUGGCACCUGGAUUGCUUGGAUCCUCCUUUAUCAACAAUGCCACCUUUUACUAAAAAGUGGAUGUGCCCUAAUCAUUCAGAACGAAUCCUUCCUCCCCGACGUCGAAUACCGAAGCAAAAUGCGCCUCCCAUCGAAAUCACCAAACCCAGACAGUUUAACAACGGCAAUAUAGACGUCAUUCCGUCUCAGCUUCCAUCAACCGCUAUAUUACACCCCAAAGUCAGUGUGGACGAAGUCCUGAUAAACGGGCGACGAUAUCGGGUUCCCGAACGUAUCAUUUUAUUGGAUUUCUGGAGUAAGGUUAAUAAAACUGCCGUCUCGGGAGAUGUGGAAGACGGUUCUCGAAUGUCGUCGCCGCUGACAUCUUUGAGUUCUUUGGACGAUCUCGAGGAUAGGCCUGGUCCAUCUCAAACCGAAGACAUAGCAUUAGCGCAGAUGCUUUGCGACUUCCGGCUGGGAACUUCAGGAAGUGAUGCGCAGCCCUCAGCCUCGACUAAUCUGAAGCGCACAGAGAUUGCCAGGAAGAGUGCACCUAGGAAUGUUGGUAGACCUCGGCUCAUAAAGAAAAUCCCAAGAAACGCGAAUGGAGGUGCAAGCGCGUCAGGACCUACUGCUAAGCGGAAAAAGUCCACCCCUGUCAUUACGGACCCGAGUGCGCGAGAGUUACGGUCUACAAGGACCAAAAACGGAGCUCCGUCAAAGAGUUCUAGUCGACUGCCCGAAGAUGUUAAUCCAGUGGACCCACUGCCAGAUCCUAUUGCCCCGCCGAAAGCUACGAAGACCGUUCGUGUGAAGGUGGAAGACACUGAUGGUGGCUUGUCCGCAUUGAGUAGAACGAACGGAUCUACUGUUAAGACCACGCGCACGAGAGCCAUACGGCGACCGCCCGCCAAAGACGAAGACGUCGUUGAUAAACCUAAGCGAGGUAGGAAGCGGCAGAGAGCGGAUGAGGAUGGUGAUGAUGAUGGAGAUCCUACUUACCAUGGACCUAAAGGGAAGGCAGUCGGCAAAUCAGCCUCAGCCUCAGCCCCAAAGAGCCGAAGAAAGUCAGCCCGUACACCUUCACAUCCCGGGCCAGUUUCUGCUCCCCAGUCUGCUCUUACUAGCACCGCCACCACUCCAGGGACGUCUUCGCUAAAAAUUCGACUCCCUCGGCUGAACACGCUGAAUCCUCCCUCUGCUGGAGCCCAUAACGAAGACACGUCUACCCGUGUGUAGGACGUUUCCGGUUGGGACUUGCUUCCGUUGCAUAACGUCAUCUCUUUGCUGAUACUCAUGAUUAUUUAUUGCCUAAUCAUUGCAAGAUUCAUUGACAUCCGCUCUUUUAUCCUGCUUUCUGCGAACGCCUCACGUUCAUGAUCACUCGCGAUUACCAUCAUAGACGUAGUUGACACAAUAUCUUGCCUGCCAGUGAAUCAGUAUAAUGUUCAUUCCCUGUGUGUAAUCAAAAGGAUAGAGUGCGUAGUGCAAG